Molecule: messenger RNA, 5874 nt
Organism: Leishmania major strain Friedlin
Lineage: Eukaryota; Euglenozoa; Kinetoplastea; Trypanosomatida; Trypanosomatidae
Exons: 1
Coding region: 1-5874 (1957 amino acids)
Source: RefSeq, a predicted model, not a curated record
AUGUCGCAGCGCAUCACGCCGCUGACGCGCAAUCAGCUGCUAGAGCUGGAGGCGCUCGUGCGCAAUUUAAUCAGUGCCGUCACGCAGCAGCACGCACAGCCGUCAGCAACGCUCGCCUCGGUGGAGGAGCAGAGUUGGCCCCUCAGCGCUUCAUCGACGCCGACGUCAGUGAAUCACUCGAACAGCGGAAGCUGCACGAAAGUUUGUGCGUCCACGCCGCUCUCAAACGGAGGUGCGGGCGGCGGCCUCUGCGCCGCCCCCUCCUUCCCUGGGACGGUGCAUGAUGCACAGGCGCCGCAGCUGCCGGUUGCCGCACCAUCUGACCAAGACGACGAUCCUUCAUCCUACCUUGUGGACGGCGGCCUCAGCGACCCCCAUCACCGUCUGAAUCAUCCACAGCCCGACCCAGCCGCAGCAGCACCGGCCGAUCACGCCGUGCUGCACGGUGCCUUCAUUGACGUGCUUGCCGACCCGUGGACCGCCACGACGUGGCGACUCUACGAUAAGAUCGAGUAUAUCGUUUGGUGGUCCUAUCGGCCGCCGAGCUGCACAAAAUGCGGCAUGCAGGACGCGUGGAUGCCAUCCGGCGACGUCGAGUUCCAGUGCGCCUUCUGCUUGAGCGGCGCUGGCACGACUCGCAGCAACGCCAUCGUAGAGGACACGACGGCGGCGAAGCAGGAUCAGGCAGGCAUGGAGGACAGUGGCGACGACGACGACGACACCGGCGGCUUUGCUGCCGUUGGAGGCCGCCCCCGGGCAGGGAAGCAGCCGGGCAGCAGCGGCAGCGGUGCAGGCGGCGGCGGCCCCAUCGACGCGUACAUCUUCUUCUACGAGUGGUUGCAGCGCAUUCCCCUCUUAGGGCCAGCAGGGCCCAUCUCAGCGGCCAGCGCAGGCAGCUCGGGCAACCGCCUGGACGGCGCAGCGAGGCCAGCUAGCCAGCGUGCCCCGGCAUCAUCGUCGGCCCAUGGAGCGGGCACUCACGCAGGUGUUUUUCCAUCGUCCGCCGGCGGCAACCAUCGCGCCGAGCGGCAUGGCGGCACAGCGGCCAGCAACGCUGCCGGCGCAGGAGCAGGUCGAGGAACCGGCAGCAGCAGCAGUAGCGUUCUCCUACCGGCGGGCGAGUCGCUGCCGAUGGUUCUCCGGGCGGCGUACGACAUGGGGACUCUGUUGACGACCCCCGGGCUCCCGCGCGGCACGGCACCCGGCCUUCGAGCUGCUGCCUUGUAUCUAAGUCUCCUCCUCCAUCGUUUUGUGUCGCUGUUCCCGCUAUUCUGCCUAGCCGGACGUAUCCCAGCCUCCGCGGCAACCGCAGGAGCCACAGCACUGGCAGCAGUGGAGGCUAGCCAGCACCGUGGGCCGCACGAGGCGGCGGGGGCAGAGGCCCACUGCACUGACGUGGAGCUGCAGUGGGUGGACGUGGAGUUGAUCGGCGCCCUCCUCGGCGUUUCCGUGCCAUCCUUCUUUGAGUCCACCGAGGUGUCGCUGCAGCACCUGCAGAACGUCUUCACUGUGGCCGCCGCGUACGGCGUGCCGAGUGUGCUGUGGCACCCGGGGCGCGUUCCAGGGCGCGUGGAGACAAUGAAGGCGCUGAAGGAGAAGAUGGAGCCGCUCUGUCCCGUGCCAUUCGCGGCGGCAGGUGUAUCGGGGCUCUGCCCAGAGCACACAGCAAUGAUCGUCGCGCUCGAGCUCGCGCGGCGGGUUGAUGCGCAGCCGAUCGCCGUCUCCUCAACCUCGCCUGCGGCAGCGGCGCAGAACGCGCAACGGAUUGGGAUGUGGCUCGACGCCUUCGGGCUGUACCCCACCCGCACAGUGUACCGAGAUGCGCACAGCUAUCAUCAGUACGUUGUGACGGCAGAGAAGCGGCAGGAUAGCGGCGACGGCGCAGCCGACGGUGACGCCGCGCAAGACCGCCACCUCAUCUUGGCGUCGUGGGAGAAGACGCUGACUGAGUUGGCAGGCAUGAAAGACCCGCAACUGAUAGCCGCGGCCGAGCGGCACACGCGUCGGCACGAUGGCAACGAUGACCGCGCCAAGCGGCUCUUCCUCACGACGUCCACCUCGCCCUUCUACAAGCGCUUCGAGUGGAUCCUCACUUCUCCGUGUGCGAACGCGCUCCUGCACGUGUUUGCGGCAGUGUUCCGCAUGACCCCAAUGGAGCUGGCGGACAUGGCGCUACGCAGCGGCAUCUACCAAGGACCCGCGAGCGGCUUCAUCGCCACGCUACGCACGGCGGUGCUGCGUGGCGCCUACGACGUCAUGCCGCUGGCCCGGCGUCUGUCGCCGCUGACGUCGUCGUGGAUGUGCACGUACAUGGCCCUGCACUCCGGCGACCGCCUGCCGCUGCUCACGGCGCUGCGCCAACUGAACGAUGCGCAGAACUCCACACGGGACCGGCAAGCGGCGCUGACGCGGCUGGUGCAGCGCGUUCUCCGCAAGCAUCAGGCCCCACAGGUGUACCAGCUGAACUUUGUUCUCCGCGUCACAGACGAAGUCGAAAAGCACUUCAACGGCGUCUACUUCCUGUCAAGCGUCCUCUGGCAAGAAGGCCUCGCCAUCUUCACGUGCCUGCGCUCCGGUCGCAAGACAAUCACGCUGAACCGGUACACAAAUCGCAUGUCCCUGUGUUACAUGAACGCCAAGGAGAAGCAUGUCGACCACCUGAGCAUGCACGUCGUGCCCCCAGUGGUGGCGGCGGUGGAGACGGAGGCGACACGGUUGGUGAUGGAAAUGGCGCUGGGUAUCAGCACAGCGUCUGUUGGUGACCCAUGGGGGAACGUUGUUCGCAGCCUUGACAAGUGUGCGCGCGUGCGGCGCCGCAUGCGAGUACCGAUGCUGGCGUCGCGCCUCGACGCACUCGCCUCCAUCCGCGAGCACGCCAGCACCGUCACUCGCCAGCUGCAGCAGUUCCCGUCCUACUUUGGCGGCGCCGGCGGCCAACUGAUCUCGAUGGGGCCGACGCUGCUGGGGUAUGGUGACGCAGAGACGUUGCUGGCCUCCGCGCCACCGCUGGAUGUACAACAGCUGCGUCGCGAUCUACAGUGGAACUACCUUUGCCUGCCGCAUGUGUCGCUCCUCGCAGGGCUCUCUGAAGACCGCGUCGUGGCGAUGUACGCGUCGCUGGUGGGGCUCCUAGAGCUGAUCCACCUGCGCCUUGUGGAGUCGGCCGCGGCGGCCUCUGCGAGCAGCACCGCUGCAGCACUCAGCAACUGGGUGGAGGAGCUGCUUUAUGUAGACGACGAGGAGCAGCGUGUGCAAGCGGAGGUGGACGCGCUGCAGCAGGGCCUUGACAGUGCGGCAGCCACGGGCUGGUCACCGCCAGCUUAUCGCAACAGCCAUCCUGGCACGCCGAAGCUGUCACGCAGCCCAAAGUCGAAGUUCUUGGCAAUGUCGGCCUCGACCAACGCACCCCUUGGUAGCGCUUCCUCGGCCUUUGCUGCGUCCUGCGGCGGUGGUGGCGGUAGCGGAGUGCGGCACAAUAACGGACGGCCUCGCGGGUUUUCGCCGCCGCUGGCACGGCAGCCCUACACAAUGACCCCGCCAUCUGUGGCACCCAUCCGCAGCCCCAUCCCGCGCUCGUCGGCGGCCACCUCGGCCUUUACACCUUCCCACAACGCGGUCUCGACGCCGACGGCACAUCGCUUGCGCACCCCGCCGCUGGGGUGCGCACCAAACAGCUGCAGCGGCGGUGGUGGUGGUGGCAGCUGGAGGGCGCGGGAUGUAUGUGUCGCCGACGGGCUGCCACUGCCGGACCUGGAACUCGCGGAGAGCACGGCCGACAUCGCACAGCCGACGUCGAACCUGCUGUUAGGCGCACGACAACAGCCGCAGCCCCUCAAGGGGCAGCGGUGUCGACGGCGCCGUUGGGGCGACAGCGACGAUGACGGCGACGCGGUCGGCAGCGACGAUGAGGAUCGCGGCCUGCCGAAGGCUUUCACCGACGGGGACGGCGAUGGCGACGAGCAGCAGGAGAGGAUGCUGAAGAAGAGGGCGACCGAAGCCAAUAUGGAGCGCCAACGGUGUGACGACGUCAUGCGCCUCCUUCGGCAAGCUCUACCGCCGUACUGGGAAGUACUACUCGGGGCAGCAACAGACCUCUCCGCGUCACUCCUGUCCACCAGCGGCGGGGACAACGACGAGGACGAAGACGAGGACGAGGCCGAGUCGACUACCCGGAGCGGUAGGCGGCGCAGGGCGUCGCCGCAGGAUCGGCGAACUCGACGGCCAGGGCCAACGACGGCGUCGCGGCCCACCCGGCGGGGCGACGGUGGUAGCGCUGACACGGGCAAGGGAGCUGGUGCCUUGGAGUUGCCCAGUGAAGCCCUCGUCACGCACAAGCCCUUCAGCAUGUUCGACGCCGAGGAAUGCCGCCGACGUCUGCGCCGCCUCUACACCUUCAUCAGCACCUACGAGCGACGGAGGAUCGCGCUGCUCCAGCUGGCCGCAGAAGGGAAGCUUCCAAAGAUGGCGACUGCGGCGGCUGCCGCGCGGUCGCCGAAGUUGCACAACGGGAGCCCCCUCACCCCGGCGCGUGCCACAGCCACCGCGGCGGGUGUCGGCUUUUCCACACCACUGCGUCUCUCCCCUCCGCCGCGGCUCGUGUCCCCCUUGCUGCCACCGAAACCGGUCGGCGGCGAUGGUGGCACCACUGCUGCCCAACGCUCGCCACCGCACUGCCAGCAAGUGUCCCCGCCCAUUCGAGCAGCUGCCCCGCAACCGCGCCAACGUGGCGAGGGCGCCGCCGGUGGCGGUGGCUCACCGCGGCCGUCACCGUCCCUCUCCCCUGUCUCGUCGUCGCAGUCGAGCCGCCGCAGCCCGCGACGGCAGCAUCAGCGUCGCUCACCGCCGCAGCAGUCCAGCGCACGCCUCAAGUCGGCACAGAAGAGUGCGUCUGGUCUCAGCGGCAGCGUAAACCCGAGUAAGCAGCGCAGCGGCAAGCACACCUUCGGCGACGUGCGUGGCAAUGGCGCUGGUGCGGCUGCGGCUGCGGUUGCGGUCGAGGACGGCGUUGGUGACAACUUCGCCUUGCCGCCAUCGGAAGUGGCGUGGCAGGAGUCGUGCGUCAGAGCCGCUACUUUGUCGCGAGGAGCGGGGGUGAUGGCGGGAAAGGGGACUGCCCGUCGGGCGGAGCACGUGAGCGGCGGAGGCGAGCAGGACAGACGAACAUCACCCCCUGGGCGCUGGUGCGACAAGCCGUCAGCGAAUGAGAACGGCGACGACAAUGACGAGGAACGCACCUCGAGCAGCAGCUCGGACGUUGAAAGAGAAGGUGAUUCCCACGGCUGCCGCCAACCCCUCUCCCUCGCGUCGAGCGAGGAUGAUGAGCAGCAGCGGCAGACGCCAUCCAUGCGAGUGAUGCAGCCGCAGAAGCGCUGGCGACCGAGCAGUGACCGCGAGGAUGGUGACAAGGACGCCGAUGAGGAUCACCCACGGCGACGCACAGAGAGCAGAAACGGAGAUGAGAACACAGAUGAAGCAUCACGUGCUGAAGAGCAGCACCGUCGCAAGGCCAAGAAGACGGGUCGGCGAAGACGUCGUCAGGAGCAGACCUUGCAGCAGCACCAACAGAGGAAGCAGGUGUCGUCGCGGUCCCCGCUUCACAGUCAUGAGCCAAGCAAGGAUGGUGCCAGUUGCUCCCCAGAGGUGCGCGCUGGAAGAGGGAGACCAGGCUCUGUUGACAGUGUAUCAUCGAGGAUCGGGUCACCAGGGCUGCCGCCUCGUCCAAGCAGAGCCGAGAUGGAGGUCAAGGGCAGCCCUGUGACACCUUCCCAAGCAGUGCCGUCGAUCCGUGCUCGAGUCAAGCGGUCUGCCUAUGCCGCUGCCACCUCUGCUGCGCCGGUCGGAGAUGCGGAUGCCUACGACGCGGACACGAACUAG